Messenger RNA from Chrysoperla carnea, 828 nucleotides. Its product is annotated as chymotrypsin-1-like. NCBI's taxonomy places the organism in Eukaryota, Metazoa, Arthropoda, Insecta, Neuroptera, Chrysopidae. The record is from RefSeq and is a predicted model, not a curated record. Bases 14 to 790 code for a protein of 258 amino acids. Gene Ontology annotation, biological process: proteolysis. The transcript is spliced from 3 exons. Gene Ontology annotation, molecular function: serine-type endopeptidase activity.
CAAAACCAUUAAAAUGCAUACAAGAAUAUUCUUAACAGCUUUACUCACAGCUUUAUUUGUUGCGACAAGUGAAGCUGAUUAUAUUCGUGUUAAACGAAUCAUUAAUGGAACCUUAGCACCUUCUGUCCCAUGGGCCGCUAGAUUAAUUACCAGUAAUUCGGGGUAUAUGAUCUACAGCCAGUGUGGAGGAAGUUUAAUCAAUGCACAAUGGGUGUUAACGGCCAAACAUUGUCUCAUUAAUCCAGACGGCACUGAUUCUGGGGUAAAACAAAUAGCAGUUGGCAACAAUAACUAUGCACGAGGAAAACUUCGAAGAGUUGCUGCAAAAUAUUUCGUUAGUCACACAAAAUUCCAAUAUUUAGCUGAUGAUAUCGCUUUAAUCAAAUUAGAUCGUCCAGUUUAUGGCGUAACACCAGUUAAAAUUCAAUUACAAAACAAUUUAGAUUAUGGCGGUAUGUGGGCAACAAUUUAUGGUUGGGGUCAUACAGUCGAAGGCGCAGGACAUGAUGAUAGUUCAACAGUUGAUUUACGUGCAACAUCAGUGAUUUUAGUUGAUCGUAGAUAUUGUGAACCAAAUAAAAUUUGUUUUGAUCCAAAUCUUACCCGUACAAAUGCCUGUGUUGGAGAUAGUGGUGGUCCAAUGGUUUAUAAUUAUAAUAAUGAACAAGUACUGCUCGGUGUUACGUCCACAGUUUCGGCACAACCUUUGUGUUCUGGCGCUAUUCUAACUGGAUAUAUGAGUGUACCAUAUUAUGCUAAUUGGAUUCGAAGUACCAUUCGAAAUUAUUGAAAGAUGGUAUUAUUGUUUCUAAUAUUUUUAAUUAUUUU